GACGGGACGGGCUGAGCGAGCGAGCGAGCGAGCGCCGCGAUCUGACAGGAGUCCCGGUGCUCGGGGAGCCUUUCAGUCUCGUUGCUUACCGGCGGCGGCGGCUCCUGUCAUGUCCGCGCGCUUUGGGGACGCGGCCGGCGGACGACUGUCAUGAAGUGAGGCAGGAGCAUCAUCGAUGUGGGCUUCGUGUUGUGGUCUGCUGAAUGAAGUAAUGGGGACUGGAGCGGUGCGUGGGCAGCAGCCAGGGUUCAGUGGAGCAACGGGGCCAUUCAGAUUCGCUCGUAACGCAGGCUAUUCUUCAUAUCCCUCCCCAACACCAGGAGUUCCUAAUCUAGUCUGCAAAAGCUGCGGGCAAGCCUUCUCCGUCUUUAGAAAGAAGUAUGUAUGUAAAGACUGCAAGAAGAAUUUCUGUUCGUUCUGCUCAGUACUGCAAGAGAAUCUACGAAGAUGCUGCACAUGUCAGCUGCUGCAACAGACUGCGUUCCAGCGGAGCGAGUUAAUGAAGCUAAAGGUGAAGGAUCUGCGUCAAUAUCUCAGCCUAAGGAACAUCUCCACAGACACAUGUCGGGAAAAGGAGGACUUGGUAGAUCUAGUAUUGGGCCAUUAUGGAUCGGGUGAGGAUAGCAUGGACAUUGAGAGUAUAGACUCCUCGAGAUCGCAGAGUUCACAAUUACCUACCAAUCCUUCAGCAUCCCCAGCCCCACCCUCUCAGGAGACAGCCUCCAGCAGAAGGCCCAGUUCAGGAACUACACAAGUGCAGCAGGUAAACGAUCCCAGUCCUGACAUCCCUCCAAAACGAACACGAGCCUCAUUGUCGGACCUGUCCAGUAUUAACGACAUUGAGGAGCUGACUGUACGUCAGCUGAAGGAAAUCCUGGCUCGCAAUUUUGUCAACUACUCGGGUUGCUGUGAAAAAUGGGAAUUGGUGGAACGAGUAAGCAGGUUAUACAAAGAGACAGAAGAAAACCGCAAGGCGUUGGAAAACGGAAACAACCCAGAGGCAGCGACUGAAGGAGAGAAGAUGCAGUUGGGUAGCGACGAGAACCUGUGCCGGAUCUGCAUGGACUCAGCGAUCGACUGCGUGCUCCUGGAGUGCGGACACAUGGUCACCUGCACCAAGUGCGGCAAGAGAAUGAGCGAGUGCCCCAUUUGCCGGCAGUAUGUGGUUCGGGCAGUGCACGUCUUCAAGUCUUAAGAACCGAGAGCAGGUCGCAUUGCGCAUUACCAGAGAUCUGGCUUUUAACUGAUCAGGAUGCUUGAUAAACCCAUGGAUUAAAACGAGUCAAUGUUAUCAGUAACGCCGGUUAAUUUUUUUUUAUCAUUCGGACAUUUGAUUUUUUUUGCAGGGAAAAAAAAAUGAUUUUUAGUCUUACUAACAAUUUAUCAUAGUUGCUUAUUGACUGGAAGCCUUACAGAAAUCAGUGCACAACAAAGCUACUUACAUUAUUAACCUUAAGGUGCAUAAAAAACGAUCCAAGUUAAAUCUGUUUUGACCACUAGAAUCGACAGCUAGAACCUGCAACUCAAACGGACACAUUGCAAAAAAAAGUUGGAAGAAAAUUCUAUUUUGAACUUUUCGUAUAAUUUUUAUAAGUCUCCUGGAAUUUUACUUUUUCAAGGAUUAAGUUGGUCAGUAGCUUAGUCAUUGUGCUGUGUAUAUGUGUGUGUGUGUGCACACAUGUGUGCGUGUGAGAGAGAAAUCAGCUUUUGACAGAAAGGAGACCCCGUUUGUGUGACUUCAAGACGUUAUCAGUAUGUUCGGCUAACAGUUGUAUCCAUCACAAUUUACUCCCUCGCUCCCAACUUACCUUUUUGUAUAUCUGGAGGUUUUGAAAUUCAUUUUAUUAUUUCUGCCAUUUGACUAAUAAAUGAAUUGGAUUAAAUGGAA
Messenger RNA from Callorhinchus milii (elephant shark), 1888 nucleotides. RefSeq names its product ring finger protein 34a (gene rnf34a). The transcript has 7 exons. The coding region runs from base 176 to 1195 and encodes 339 amino acids. Gene Ontology annotation, cellular component: cytoplasm; plasma membrane. Gene Ontology annotation, biological process: protein K48-linked ubiquitination; proteasome-mediated ubiquitin-dependent protein catabolic process; negative regulation of extrinsic apoptotic signaling pathway via death domain receptors. Gene Ontology annotation, molecular function: ubiquitin protein ligase activity. NCBI's taxonomy places the organism in Eukaryota, Metazoa, Chordata, Chondrichthyes, Chimaeriformes, Callorhinchidae. The record is from RefSeq and is a predicted model, not a curated record.